AUGGAGGGACCUAGCAGUGCAGAGGAGGAGAGCGAGGAUGACAGCGAUGGGGAGGCCUUUGACAGCGUCACAGUCGACUUUGACUUUUCGGAGCCACAGGAAGAUGACUUUCUGGGUCUCAAGGUCCUCCUCACCAACUACCUGGACGGUGUCACCUACGAUGGCUCCGGCCUGGUGGACCUGGUUCUGAAGCAUAGCAAGCUGGGCACCGUCAUCAAGUGCGAGGAUGACGUCCUGGGGGUCACCACUGUCCUUCCUUUGGCUUCUGUCGCCGGGACCAGGUCCCUGUCCGACCUGGGGAAGUUCCUGCUGGCGCGGUCGCUCGCUGACAAGGCAAUGGGCCUGCUAUUAAGCGAACGGCUCAUCAACUGCCCGCCGGCAGUGGCACCGCCACUCCAGCAAGCCUUGAGAGAGGACUUGCAGGCCCACCAGGGGAAGGCUGAGCUCAUCUUCACGCAGCCCGAGGUAGAGUGCUGCUUCAAGCACGCGGUCUGGACAGCGGAGUUUGCGGCGAGGGAGACGCAGGAGGGCCGCAACAAGUCCUGCCGACCAGUGCGCCUCAUCCUCUGCAUACCCUGCGCUGCCCUGCACAGGAUAGGACAGGACCUGGAGGCUCUGCUUGGCAGCCCUGCAGAGUGA
This is a messenger RNA of Auxenochlorella protothecoides, 639 nucleotides long. RefSeq names its product Protein BCP1. NCBI's taxonomy places the organism in Eukaryota, Viridiplantae, Chlorophyta, Trebouxiophyceae, Chlorellales, Chlorellaceae. The transcript is spliced from 4 exons. Bases 1 to 639 code for a protein of 212 amino acids. The record is from RefSeq and is a predicted model, not a curated record. Gene Ontology annotation, cellular component: nucleus.